This is a messenger RNA of Lycium barbarum (goji berry), 2220 nucleotides long. RefSeq lists its product as uncharacterized. Gene Ontology annotation, molecular function: protein kinase activity; ATP binding. Lineage: Eukaryota; Viridiplantae; Streptophyta; Magnoliopsida; Solanales; Solanaceae. The record is from RefSeq and is a predicted model, not a curated record. The coding region runs from base 241 to 1584 and encodes 447 amino acids. The transcript is spliced from 4 exons. Gene Ontology annotation, biological process: spliceosomal complex assembly; protein phosphorylation; regulation of mRNA processing.
UAAGAGUGGAUAAAGGGGAAAUUAUAGGGAUGGGGAAAAAGAGGGAAAAGUGGAGCAAAAUAUGGUAGUGAAGGCCACAUAUAGAGAGAGACAUACCCCUCCCCUCAUUCUCAUUCAUUCUUUGCUUCCACAAAGCCUUUUCUUAUGAUAUAAAAUAACAUCAAUGUUUUCUUGCUAGAAUUUCCACUUUGCUUCUUGUCUAAACAUAAACAUAGAUAUAAUUUGUUGAUCAAUCAGAUUAUGAUGUCAGCGUCAUCAUCAUCGGGAUCAGAGGAAGAAGAAGAGGGGAUAGAAUCAUACAGAAAAGGAGGAUAUCAUGCAGUGAGAAUGGGGGAUUCAUUUAGGGGAGGCAGAUAUAUCGCUCAGCGUAAACUCGGUUGGGGUGAAUUCUCCACCGUGUGGCUCGCUUAUGAUACCACUUCUUCCGAAUAUGUAGCCUUGAAGAUCCAGAAAAGUGCGCCACAAUUUGCUCAAGCUGCUCUUCACGAAAUUGAAGUCCUUUCUGCUAUUGCCGACAGUGAUCCCUCUAAUAGUAAAUAUGUUGUUAGACUUGUUGACCAUUUUAAGCAUACAGGCCCAAAUGGACAGCAUCCGUGCAUGGUCCUUGAAUUUCUUGGUGACAGCUUAUUGCGCCUAGUCAAAUAUAAUCAUUAUAAAGGCCUUGAACUGGACAAAGUUAGGGAAAUAUGCAAGUGCAUUCUAACUGGUCUAGAUUAUUUGCACAGGGAACUGGGAAUUAUUCAUACAGACCUAAAACUUGAAAAUGUUCUUUUACUUUCCACGAUUAAUGCCACAAAGGAUCCAAUUAGAUCGGGGACAACACCCAUACUUGAAAGGCCUGAAGGGAUCCCAAAUGGAGGAGCAACAAUGAAUAUUAUUGAGAAAAGGUUAAAACAAAGGGCAAGGAGGGCAGCAGCCAGGAUAUCUGGCAGACGAGCUUCAAUGGGUGGCGUGAGAGGAGGUGUGAAAACAAAUAGAAGUCUUGAUGGGAUUGACUUGAGAUGCAAGGUUGUGGAUUUUGGAAAUGCAUGCUGGGCUGACAAGCAGUUUGCACAAGAAAUUCAGACCCGCCAGUAUAGAUCUCCAGAAGUUAUACUUCAGUCUGGAUAUUCAUUCUCUGGUGACAUGUGGUCUUUUGCUUGUAUUGCAUUUGAGCUUGCUACUGGUGAGAUGAUGUUCACCCCCAAAGGUGGACAAGGUUUCAGUGAAGAUGAGGAUCACCUUGCUAUGAUGAUGGAGCUCCUAGGAAAGAUACCUCGGAAGAUAGCCAAUGGUGGGGCUCGAUCUAAAGAUUACUUUGACAGAUAUGGAGAUUUGAAGAGGAUCCGGAGGCUGAAGUAUGGGUCUUUACAAAAAUUACUUAUUGAUAAGUUCAGAUUUUCUGAAAAUGAUGCCCAUGAAUUUACCAAAUUUCUUGGUCCCCUUCUUGAUUUUGAGCCAGAGAAUAGACCAACUGCUCAGCAGUGCUUGCAACACCCAUGGCUCAACAUUAAAAGUCUAAACCAAACAGAGGUGAAGAGUGAAUCUGGUAUGGAAAAGGUUAAUGCUGGGAUGAGAAACCUACAAAUGAAGGCUGGUAAGUGAUGUAUGAAUGUGAAUGGAUGGUCUUCCCCUUGCAGCACCUCUCCAUUACCCUCUCUCCCCUGUAUCAGAUUACUUGUGACUUGAGGUUAAUAGAUUCAAGUCAUUGGUUAGACUUAGAUGUAUUAUUUUUGAUUGAUUACCAAAACGAAACGACCUCCAAAAGGAAAAAUUGGCAUCAGUCCUGAAAUAUUCCUAGGUGAAGCUUCCACUUGUUUUAAUGAUGUUGACAUUCGCCAAAGAGAUGAUCCUUCAUUCCGCGAACAAAUAAGUUACCAUGUUCUUUUGAAGGCCUGAGGGAACAAAGCAAGCUAUAGUAUAUGGCAUCAUCUGAACUCAGCAUUGUCUAUCUAGGAAAGAAUCUUUAGCAGCCUGUAGAGAACAUUAAUGGGAACCUCUUGAUAUGGAGUGUGUUCUGUACAUUAAACAUUGAAAGAAUUGGAUUCUGUGGAGGAAGUUUAUUCUCCGUUUCUGCGGGUAGGAGUGACAAGAGAAGCUACAGCCCCCAUUUUUUUCUUUCUUUCGAUUUUAACUCAGGUUGAGGUCUUUGUAACAACUGAUAUGUAAUUUUUUUGUAUACAUCACUCUGAAAAUAUUAGUUGCCACUAAAUUUUUACAAAGAACCUUCCCUUUUUGUCU